Messenger RNA from Histoplasma mississippiense, 1233 nucleotides. RefSeq lists its product with no specific name. The transcript has a single exon. Bases 1 to 1233 code for a protein of 410 amino acids. The record is from RefSeq and is a predicted model, not a curated record. Lineage: Eukaryota; Fungi; Ascomycota; Eurotiomycetes; Onygenales; Ajellomycetaceae.
AUGCAAUUUCCCCCGAAAUUUGUGGCUGCUGUCGCGGCUUUGUUGUCUGCAGGCACCGUCAAUGCUCAUAUGAAGAUUGACUCUCCCACUCCAUUCAACCCCGGUUCUCUGAACAAUAGUCCUCUCGAUGCCAGUGGAGCUGAUUUCCCUUGCAAGUUUGGCGAGUCGUACACACCCGGCGCUCGCGUAGUGCCCCCGGAAAACGUCUACGCCAUUGGUGAGACACAGACCUUGAGCUUCAUCGGGAGCGCCGUGCAUGGUGGCGGAUCGUGCCAACUCUCUCUCACUCAGGAUCCGAUCCCUAACAAAAAAUCGGUCUGGAAGGUUAUCCAUUCCAUUGAAGGAGGCUGCCCCGCGUCGGCGGAUGGCAAUCUUCCUGCUAACCCCGACGGACACGGCGCUAGUGUUUUCCAUUUCAAGAUUCCCAGCAGCAUCGCUCCAGGUGAGUACACCUUCGCCUGGAGCUGGCUGAACCGCAUCGGCAACCGUGAAUUCUAUAUGAACUGCGCCCCCAUCACUGUUACCGGAGGCAAGAAGCGCCGCUACACCCCGACCCCUCGCUCUGAGACUUCAAAAGUGGCUCUCGCAAAACGCCAAGAUCUGCCAGAUAUGUUUGUCGCUAACAUCAACUCUUGCCACACCACGGAGGGUUAUGAUAUUGUCUAUCCUGAACCAGGCACUUCUCUCGAGCGCGAUGGCGUCCCUUCCAAUUUGGCACCAAUGGACAAGCCUAUCUGCGUCUUACCCGAUGGCCAGAAGAUCAUGCCUGGAAGUGGCGGUAAUCCUGGUUACCCAGCACCUGGCCCCUCACCCACACCUUCGCCCUAUCCUUCCCCCAGCCCUUCGCUGCCACAGCCCGCCACAACCCCACUGAGGCAUGCACAAUCCCCACCUCCAGCUGUCUCCCCAGGUAACUUCGCAACAGUAUCACAAGUCAUUCCUGGACCCUCUUCCGCCCCAACCAGUCCUCCUCCUGCCUCUGCCCCAGGUGCAAACCCCCCUCCCAGUAACAACAGUGGUAGCAGCAUGUCUGGUGCUUGCUCAAACGAGGGUGAAUGGAACUGCAUUGGUGGCACUCAAUUCCAGCGCUGUGCGAGUGGUCAGUGGUCUCCCGUCAUGGCUGUAGCUGCAGGAACCCAAUGCACAUCGGACGCCGGCACGUUUGCGAUCACUGCUGCUAAGAAGAAGCGCGAUCAUGUCGCCAAGAUCCAUCGACGACGAGGACACUCUUAG